CUCUAUUUUCCUUCGUUUUAUAGUUUCUGGACUAAGACUAUGGCAGACUGCCAGGGUAAAUAUUCCACAUAUUCUAUUAUUAUUAAAAAUAAAUUAUUUAUAUUAAUAUAUUAUCUUUUAAAUUCAAUAUAAACGUUUCUAGCGCAUACUCAGUAAGCCUUUUAUCUAAGUUACCAAUCCAUAAUUUCUUCUCAGAAGUUGAUUUCGUAGAUGUUGCCAUGAAAAAUUUAAAAAAAUAAAAUAUUUCUAUACACAAAAAUAUACAUUCUUUUCCGCCAUAUUGUUUAACCACUUUAUCGAACCCAGUCCACCAAGAACACGAAAUCCAAUAUGGCGGACAAAAAUCACGAGAAAAGGCGAGAAAAAGUUACAAAUGAAGUUAGUUUGGACAGAAAUCGCGAACGAUCAAGAAGUACGGCAGAGGAUGAGCAUAGGAAGGUAUUUGGCUGGCUUUUGGUUAUAACUAUAGCUUUAUAUAAUGAUUUUUUGUAUCAUCAAUGUGUGUUUAAUGAUGCGGUUCAACGACGAGAAACUGCCCAGUUGUAUAUAUUGUAUGCCUUUUGCAGAAAUCAAAGCGAAAAACGGAAAAAAGGAAAUCACGAAAGAGGUCACAGAGUGAAUCUGAUACAGAUAGGUAAUCUGUAUAAUAAUUGUAUAAGCCAUAAGGCAUUGACCAUUGACCCAUUGUGGAGAGAGAGACAGAGAGUAGAUCAGUGACGUUCAACUACUUCUACAGUUCUACGAUCCGAGUUUUAUAAUUGCGUUUAUAGAGUUUUUCAUCUUUAUGGACCCCAGACGAGAAUUAAAAUAUUCAUGCUCAACUUAGUCUAUGCCGAAAAUUUCACGUUAGAGAGUUUGAGCAAGACAACGAAGUCGAACGACGACGACGUGGUUGACAAUUUUUGCCUGUCUUGCACAUUACUUUGUGCAUUCUGAGUUUAGGGUCAGGAGUGAAGACAGGUUAGAGAUUCAUGUCUAGCUGUUUGUGAAUGCUGACCCAAAUCCUUACCCUGAUCAGGAUAAAACAGCGAGACAUGAAUCCAUAUCCCGUCUUCGUCUUCUGCCUUCGUUCACAACGAAUAUUUUGGCAAAAUUCGUUGUGAACUUCGUUCUGCACGAAGGCAGAAGGACAAUGACGGGAUAUAGUUUCAUGUCUCGCUGUUUUUUUCUGGAUCAGGGCAAGAAUUAUGGUCAGUGACAGCGACACAUGGGAAGACACGUUGUGCAACCACCAGUGACGUCCAACUCAGUAUGCGCAAGAUAACGUACAGACGGCAAAAAUUGUCAAGUAUGCCUUCGUCUUCGUACUUCGUUGUCUUGCUCAAACCUCUGUUCUAUGUUUCACUGCAGCGGCAAAUUCCAGUCAAAUUUAAUUAUGCCUUAUGGGAAAAACAACAUUUUUAAAACGCCUUAAAUGUUUUAAAUCGCGCCUUUGCCGGAAUGUCCAAAGGCCUCCAAACAACGUGAAAUUUCCGAUGUAGAUUGAUUUAAGCAUGGAGACAUCAAUCUCGAGGUCCAUCUUUGAUAAAGAUCUGCAGAUAAACGAAACGAAUAUUUGAUGACGUCAACUCGUAUUGGAGAAUAUACAUUAGCAGCGCUCAGAAGGAAUUAAUUCUUUUAUUAUGAUAUAUUUUGAUGUUUCAGUUCAUCAUCCACUUCCUCAAGUGAUUCUGAACAGAGAAAGAAAAGAAAGAAAAAUCAUCAAAAAAGAUCGAGUAGUUCAGGAAGUUUAUCAUCAGAUAGUGAUGAUAAACAUUGCAAGUCUAAACAUACGAGGACGAAGAAACGACAUAUUAAGAGGAGUGCGAGCAGUUCAUCAUCUGAUGAUGAAAAACAUUCAAAAUCUAAACAUAAGCAAAAGAAGAAAAAACUUAAGGUAUAGAAGAUAUUAAACUUCUUCUAUAAAGGCCUAAAGCUUUUAGAGACUUGCUUUAAGUUGCCACCAAUUUGUCCUCAAAUUUUCUGAAAUCACCUUAAGUCGCUACAACUUAAAGGAUUUUAGGAUCUGAAGUAGGCAUAAUAGUUGAUAAUACCAGUAUGCAUGCAAGUUAUCCAAGAUUGUGAGUUAAACGAUUACUUUACUCUUAUAAAGCUAACGCCUGAUCGCAGGUUAUUAAAGAUAAAGUAUACAUAAGAACGGCCAACCUUAAAGAAAUUGAUAUGCAUAAAAUUCCAUGCACAUUCUGGCGGCUCAAUAGUGUGGGUGUUAUUUUAUUUUCAUUUUUUCAGAAGAAAUCAAAGUUGAAAAAGAAGGCAAAACACCAAGGAGUGGUCGAUCAGAACAAAUAUGGCGCGUACGGAAUACUUCGAGAGAGCGAUAUAUUUGUCAAACAACAGGAAUUUUACUGUUGGCUUCAAGAGGUUAAAAAUGUCAAUUCAGAGACAUUACCAAAAUUUGAAACAAGAAAAAUGUUCGAGAAUUACAUGGAAGAUUAUAAUACGGCUACUUUACCACAUAAGAAGUACGUUUGUAUUUACUGUGUUUGGGAAAACUUUGAAAAUGGAAUUUUUUCAGUGCUUAAAAAUGCGCGUCCCCUCGUGCGCGUUCAUACAAAAGCGUUUCCACAUGUAUAGCGUCAAACGAUUCGGAAGUACAAAGCAAAAUAUUUUUGAGUUCAUGUUGCCUAUCAUUUGGCACGAAUCUUCCUUAUUUCUAAAACAAAACAAGGAGUCGCGUAGAUGCAAGUAAAACCCGCUCGAGUUUAAUUUUUGGAAACUUGCGCUUCAUGUUUCUCCGACAAUAGGUGUAUAAUAAGUAAAGGUAAGCAAAAAUACAUUUAAACUGUCCAAGAACGGGUACAUGAUGUCAAUCUCAUGGCGGCCAACUUGGUGGAACUUUAACAAAAGAAUCUCAUUGACAGAUAUUGUAUUUGAACGAAGGGCUUUCUCUCGAAACGUCGAAAUUGACCAUUUGCGUAAUAGACUAAAUUUUGAACUAAACAAGUCUAGACAAAAAUUUCAUCACAGCUUGAAGGAAGAUCACAAAAUUAGUAAUAUUCCAAAGUUUCGUUGCAAAAUGUUGUAAACUUUGGAAUAUUACUAAUUUUGUGAUGCUCUUUCAAGCUGUAAUGAAAUUUUUUUUGAGAUCAAAAUUUAGUCUAUUACGCAAAUGGUCAAUUCUCCUUAUAUUUUCAGAUACUUGCAUCCCUACCAACGAAAGCUUGUUCAUUUUCCUACCCUACACAGGCAAAGACAGUUCAAUAUUGUAUUUGAAGCGUCUUUUCUGGUGCUCCAACAUGGUCGCCAUGUCUUUGUCUCAUAAAUCUCAAGGGAUUGCAACUCAUCCGAUAGCAAAACAAUUGCAGGUUUUCCUGUUAAAUUUUAUCUUACACUGCUCUCAGAUACUAUGAUCUUGAAAAAUGGGAAGCGAAGCGACAAAAGAAGAAUGAAUUAAAAGUGCUGAAGAAAGCAAGAGAAACAUCGUUCUCAAUUGUUGAUGAUGAGAAACGACAUGAACUGCUUCACCGUAGGGUGGACACGAACAAAUAUGGUAUUAUAUUUUUGGUUUUCAAGUUUUAAACACUAGUAGUGGUAGUCUAGUACGCUUUUGGUAUCUAAAGCUAGGACUCAAAUUUCGUUGAUGGUUAGCCAAGCCAAGAGUCAGGACAUUCAUUGGAAAAUAGUGACGAACCCAAGGCGAACCAUGCAACGUCAUUGUGAAAACUUCUCGGGCCAGGUCUGGAAAUGAAGUCACGACUAUAGUGCCGCAAUUCGGUACAAGAGACCUAUAGUAUAGGCCUCUUGUACCAAAUUGCCUCAGACGUGCCAUGAGGCUGCAGAGUCAGAAAAUCUAUUGAUGGCUUAUUAAUCACUGCAUUAUCUUUUAUACUUUAGCCGGACCAAGUCGCCAACAGCUUCUGGAAAUGCAACAAGAGUUGAGACGAAGACAAGAUGAAGAAUACAAAAAGAAAGCUGGACUUGCAUAAACAUUGUCUUUAUUCCAACUUCUGUCUUCACAGACGUUCUUCGAGCUACUGUAGUUUGUACUACUACAAGGACACAGGCUGCCAAGAGUAGGAGACCCAACUGGUUCUGGGUUCAACGAUCCUUAUAAGGAAAGAAGCAGGGCCCGAGACUUCAUACCAGAUCUUAUAGGUUAAAUUGCGGGUUUUAAUACAACAGAACGUAUUUGUAAUGUAUAGUACAUACUAACGUGGACCAAUGAUAUUGAACGUACGUGAGAAUACAGAAAAUAUAUCAAAAGCGUGGGUUAUUCUUUUCUUUGAAUAUUUGCAUUUAAUAGUUAUGCUUAAUGUUUGCUUGUACAAGUUACAAAUGAGGAAAUUGUUGACCACCAAGCAGCAACACUUUAUAAAUCCCAGGGACGCAUACCACUGUUAUUAUAUAGAUCAGUGGAGCAUAACCAUAG
Molecule: messenger RNA, 4369 nt
Organism: Paramuricea clavata
Lineage: Eukaryota; Metazoa; Cnidaria; Anthozoa; Malacalcyonacea; Plexauridae
Source: the annotation of a GenBank genome assembly